AUGGCGGAAAAUCCAGAAGUAGUAAAUGACAACGCCAACAAGACCCUCCGGGAUAUGAUGUUCCCGAUCAAUUUAAACCUCCGGCCGUCUGCCAUCGUGCUACCGGAGAUCACUGGAAACUGGGAGCUGAAGCAUACGCUGAUUCAAAUCUUGCCCAAGUACAGUGCUAUGCCCGGGGAAGACCCUCAAAGACUCCUUCAGGUUUUUAAGAUGGCAUGUGGAACAGUGCGCACCGCAAGCCAAGCACUUGGCGAAUACAUUCGACUCCUUACUUUUCCGUUCUCUCUAUUAGAAGGAGCGAGGGAGUGGCUGUACGAUUUGUCCAAAGGAAGCAUUCAAACCUGGCAAGAGUUGCAGAGCAAGUUCUUGGAGAAGUAUUUUCCAGUAGCCCGAAUCCAAAAUUUGAGGACCCGGAUAAGCAAUAUCAAGAUGAGGUCAGGAGAAAUCCUCUACGAAUAUUGGGGGAGGUUCAAGCAAAUGCUGGCCAAAUGCCCACAACAUCAAAUACUGGAUCAUGACUUAAUUCGGUACUUCAUGGGAGGAUUUCGAAGGCAAGACAGGCAGUGGUUGCAUGCCGCCUGUGGAGGAUCAAUCCUGAACAAAUCUGCUGCAGAGGCUUUCAAGCUAAUAGCUGAUAUGGCCGAGGAGUCCAGAGAUGAAGAAGGAACAAUAGCUAGAAAUCCCUCUACCCAAGAUGAUAAGCUGGAUAAGCAAUGUAACAUGUUCGAAAAGUUCAUGACGAACCACGGAACAUCCAACCAAGGGGCCCCCAACAUUCGAAAACCCGUGAAGACUUGCCAACUCUGCAUGGCAAAUUCACAUGCAACUGAUGAAUGUCCACAAUUGUUCGAAGAUGAAGAAAUUAAUGCUAUUGGGCAACAGCCAGGAGGAAAUAAUGGGGGACAGCAUCAAAAACCCUUCGAACCAUACAGGCAGCAGUACAACAACCAAGGAUGGAGACAGCACGAAAACUUUAGGUACGGCAACAACAACUAUUUGGGACCGAACCAAGGGCAAACGAGUAAUCAACAACAAUACUCGCAACAACCUCAACAGGCAAGAGGAUCCUCCCUGUCGGAACUUGUACACCAAAUGGCGCAACAACAAGUGAAAUUCCAGCAGGAGAUCGAAAAAUUCAUGAUGGAGACAAGGGGAGGAAUGCAGAAUGUGAAUGCCCAACUGUCACAUCUCGCCCAAGCAGUAGCUUGCCUGGAAAGCAAACAAGGAGAACUUCCUGCCCAAGUGGAGGUGGUUGGAAAGAAAAAUCAAGAGGAACCGGAGGUUAGUGAGGAAAUUGGAAUGGGGUCAGCAGAUGAGGAAAAAUUAGCCCAAGAGAGGGAAGCCAAGAAGAAAGCAGUAGAGAAAGGCAAAGAGAAAUUGAGACAUGUUGAGCCCAUAAUCUUUUUCCCAGGCAGAAUGGCCAAGGAACAGGAAAAGGAAGAAUUAACCGAAUUAGUGAAAAUCUUAAAAAAGGUGGAAGUCAAUAUGCCUCUUCUGGUCGCAUUACGCUCUAUGCCCAGAUGUGCGAAAUUCCUUAAGGAACUCUGCACCCGGAAUGUCAAAUACACCGAUGAUGCCAAGUUUCAUGUAGGCGAGUCAGUAUCCGCAGUCUUGCAACGAGAUAUGCCCAUAAAGUGUAGAGAUCCAGGGAUGUUCUACAUUCCUUGUGUGAUAGGAACCAUGAAGGUGGAUAAGGCAAUGCUCGACCUAGGGGCAUCCAUUAAUGUUAUGCCUUUAUCCAUGUAUCAGGACCUGGAGAUAGGACCACUGAAGCCUACCCGAGUGGUAAUUCAACUGGCAGACAGGUCAAAUGUGUACCCAGAGGGAAUACUGGAGGAUGUUUUGGUCAAAGUGGAGGAACUCAUUUUCCCAGCAGACUUCUACAUCCUUGACAUGGGGAAGUCAAAAGUACGCGACCCAGUUAUGCUUUUAGGGAGACAGUUUCUAAAAACUUCCAGGACACUCAUCGAUUGUGAUACGGGCAAAUUGACAUGUCAGUACGAAGGAGAUACAGUAACGUUCGAUAUAUAUAACGCCAUGAAGCAUCCAGCUGACACAGAGAUGGUGAAAAGUGUCGACAUAAUUGACAGGGUUGUUGAAGAGGUAUUGCCCAGAACGACACUCAGGGAACCUCUUGAUGUGAUAAUCCAGAACAGUAUCACCGAGGAAGAUGUUCAGGAGAAACAACUGCAUGAGGCAGUGAAAAUGCUAAAUGCUUGUAGCGAAUGA
Messenger RNA from Salvia miltiorrhiza (redroot sage), 2229 nucleotides. RefSeq lists its product as uncharacterized. Bases 1 to 2229 code for a protein of 742 amino acids. The transcript is spliced from 2 exons. Lineage: Eukaryota; Viridiplantae; Streptophyta; Magnoliopsida; Lamiales; Lamiaceae. The record is from RefSeq and is a predicted model, not a curated record.